This is a messenger RNA of Menidia menidia (Atlantic silverside), 231 nucleotides long. The record is from the annotation of a GenBank genome assembly. NCBI's taxonomy places the organism in Eukaryota, Metazoa, Chordata, Actinopteri, Atheriniformes, Atherinopsidae.
AUGAAGAAAUGGCGGCUCUCCAAACGCCGGACGUUUGAGGAAAUAUAUUGUCCACCUAAUGGAGUGUUUAUCGACGUGAAAAAACACCUCAGCCGACCUGAAUAUUUACGUUUGAUAGAUGAAAAUGAGCUGAUGGUUGUGGAAUUCUGCGAGGGGACGUUGGAAAAAGGAGAGAGGCCUUCUGGAAGAUGCCAAGGAAGAAACAACAGAAUCCACAGCCAGUCAAGUUGA